AUGCUUAUAAUUUCAGCAUUUUUAAUAAUAUUCCUAAUUUAUUUGAUAAUUCGACUUCGCCAACGAUGGAUUGUUUUUGGACUUCGAGACAAAAUUGGAUUGAAAGGACCACCGGCUCAUUGGUUUUUUGGAAGUUUGUUGGAUAUUUUGGAGAGGCAAAAAAAGAAUGGUGGAUUGGAUGAUUCGAAUAUGUGGCAUUUGGAAUUGCAUAAGAAAUAUGGCGAUAAAUUUGGGUGAGCAUUGGGGAGAAAAUAAAAUGCGAGAUAUCCAUGGAGCGCGCUUAGUUUUUUGUUACAUCAAAUGUGAGCAAUGAUUUUCUUUUUUUUUCAGAAUAUAUUUCGGCACAAACUUUUUCAUAAAUUUAUCUGAUGAAGAAGAUAUCAAAGAAGUUUACAUCAAACAAUUCCGCAAUUUUUCCGAUCGAAGUCUUGCUCCAUUUUUUGAUGCUGGAAGUAAGUGGAAACUGAACUAAAGAAAAAUAAGUAAAUUUUAAUUUCUGAAGUAGAAAGAGUAUUCAGAGCAAUAAACUAAUCUGAAAUUGAUAAAUAUUAAUAUUUUGAAACGUACAUUUACUAGGUAAACAAUCCUAAAUAAUUAGAUUUUUUGAUAGUGUAGCCUAAUUUUUAAAAUUAUUGAAACGUAUAUUUUUCAGACUUAUCUCAAAGCAUGAUGUGUUUGACAUAUGAAAAUGGUUGGAAAAGUGCGCGAAACAGUGUUUUGCCAGUAUUUUCAUCUGGAAAAAUGAAACAACUUUUUCCUACGAUUGAGAAAAAAGUGGCACUUAUGCUUGAAAUUUUGGAGACGAAGGUUGGAACCAAGUUUGAUAUUUAUGAGUAGGUUUUAACUUUUUAAUUUUUUCAAGUUCUCAAUAUUCAUAGCUUUAAAAAACUGAAUAGAAGAUAAACGUUCUGAAACACUUUUUUUUAAUUCAAAAGUUUUUCCCAGAGAUUUCCAAGCUCUCACUCUUGAUGUUAUGGCUGCAGCUGCAUUUGCUGUUGAAUGUGAUUGUCAGCGAAAUCGAGAUGAUGUAUGUGAAUUUCCUUCACACAGUUUCUCAUUCUUUCCUCAACUUUCCAAUUUUCUUCCAGCUUUUCUACAAAGAAACUCGUGAAUAUAUGAGAGAAUUACAUUUCCGUGAUACUCCUUUAAUUGCUUACACAUUUCUUCUUCCCGAAUUACAAUUCCUUUGGAAAACAAUCUAUCGAUUUUCGAAAACCUAUGCUUGCGAAUUCCCAAUUAUGAAAGCAUUGACUGAAGUUUAUGAUAGAAGAAAAGCUGGAGAAGCAUCCGAAAGUGUAGAUAUUCUAAAAAUGAUGAUCGAUAAUGAAGGAAAAUUCAAAGGUUUUGGAAAACGAGAAAUUCUUCAGAAUUCCUUUGGUUUUUUAUUGGCUGGUUUUGAAACAACAAGUAUUUCAUUGACAUAUUGUGCUUAUUUAUUAUCAAGAGAUUUGGAAGUUCAGCAGAAAUUGUAUGAUGAAAUUAUUUUGACAAGAGAUUCUGUUGGUUUGAAUUAUGAUACAAUUCAUGAAAUGAAAUAUUUGGAUGCAGUUUAUAGAGAAACAUUGAGAAUGUAUCCACCAGUUAUUCAGUGAGUUUUAGAAAUUACAGUAACCCUAAUCAAUGUUUAACAAAACUACAAUAUUUUUCAGUUUGCUGACUCGAACAACCCUAAAUGACACUUAUGUUCGUGGACAACUUAUCCCAAAAGGUGCAAUUGUCUCAAUAGUCCCUCAUUCCGUCCAUCACAACGAAAAAAAUUGGCCAAAUUCGUUCAAAUUCGAUCCAGAAAGAUUUAUCGAUUCAAAAGAGGCAAAUAUCAAUUCAUUAAAAUGGAUUCCAUUUGGAGUUGGACCUCGAAAUUGCACCGGAUAUCGAUUUGCUGAAAUGGAAUUCAAAACUGCGUUGGCAAGAAUUAUUGAGAAAUUUGAGAUGAAAUUUCCAGUUGAUGGAACUGAUGUUGCACCGGAUUGUAAUGGAGUUAUUAUGAGACCAAGAGAUCCGAUGAAUAUUGAUUUGAAAGUUAGAGAUGAUUAUGUAUUGGUGAAAUGA
Caenorhabditis angaria is the source of this 2049-nucleotide messenger RNA. Lineage: Eukaryota; Metazoa; Nematoda; Chromadorea; Rhabditida; Rhabditidae. The record is from the annotation of a GenBank genome assembly.